Messenger RNA from Lonchura striata (white-rumped munia), 2448 nucleotides. RefSeq names its product collectin subfamily member 12 (gene COLEC12). The record is from RefSeq and is a predicted model, not a curated record. NCBI's taxonomy places the organism in Eukaryota, Metazoa, Chordata, Aves, Passeriformes, Estrildidae.
GGGGCUGCGGGCGGGGGCAUGGCCCGGCAGUAGGCAGGGAGCGCUCCGCCGCCCGCCGCUCCCGGCGGCAGCCCCGCCGCGCCCCGUCCGUCCUAUGCGAGCCGCCCCGGCGCCAAGAUGAAAGACGACUUUGCAGAGGAGGAGGAGGUGCAGUCCUUCGGCUACAAGAGGUUUGGUAUUCAGGAGGGGAGUCAAUGUACCAAGUGUAAAAAUAACUGGGCACUGAAGUUCUCCAUCAUUUUAUUAUACAUUUUAUGUGCCCUGUUAACAAUCACAGUAGCCAUUCUGGGAUACAAAGUUGUAGAAAAAAUGGACAAUGUGACAGGUGGCCUGGAAACAUCCCACAGAAGAUACACAGAAAAGCUCACAGAAGUGGAGAGUGAUCUGAAGAAAUUAGAUGACCAAGCUGGACAAAAAGCCUUAAAUACUAACACUGAACUGUCCAGCUUCAGAUCUGACAUUCUGGCUCUUCGUCAGCAGCUUCAUGACAUUGCAGAGAAAACUAGCAGAAACAAAGACACACUGGAGAAGCUGCAAGAGUCUGGAGAUUUAUUAGAUGAUAGACAGAACCAAAUGAAAAGUGCCUUAGACAGUAACUCUUUCAUGAUCAUCAGUGUCAAUAAAACUCUCCAGGCAUAUACUGGCUAUAUCAACAAUCUCCAACAAGACACAAGUAAUAUACAAGCAAAUUUGCAAAGCCAAGAGCAUUCUCAUAACAUGGUCAUCAUGAGCCUUAACAACUUAAACCUGACUCAAAUACAGCAAAGAAAUCUUAUCAGUAUCUUACAGAAGUCAAUGGAAGAUACAAACUCAGCUAUUGUAAGAAUCAAGAAUGACUUUCAAAAUCUGCAGCAGGUUAUCCUUCAGGCCCGGAAAGAUACUGACUGGCUUAAGGAGAAAGUACACAAUUUGCAGGCUUUGGCUGCCAACAACUCAGCAAUGGCAAAAGCCAACAAUGAUACACUUGAAGACAUGAACAAUCAGCUCAGCUCCUUCAGUGGGCAGAUGGAGAAUAUCACCACAAUUGCCCAAGCCAAUGAACAAAGUCUAAAGGAUCUCCAGGAACAGCAUAAAGGAGAUGAAAACAGAACUGCUGUCAAAUUCAGCCAUCUAGAAGAAAGGUUCCAGGUCUUUGAAACUGAUAUAGUCAAUAUCAUCAGCAACAUCAGCUACACUGCUCAUCACCUACGGACACUGACGAGCGAUCUCAAUGAGGUCAGGACGACUUGUACGGACACCUUAAGUAAACACUCAGAUGAAUUGAUUCUUAUGCAUAAUACACUAGCCAAUAUUCGCAUAGACUCUGCAUCUCUCAAGGUGCAACAGGAUUUGAUGAGGUCAAGGUUAGAUGUUGAAAUUGCCAAUUUGUCAGUAAUCAUGGAAGAAAUGAAGCUGGUGGAUUCUAAACAUGGCCAGCUCAUCAAGAACUUCACUAUCCUACAAGGCCCUCCUGGUCCAAGGGGACCUAAAGGUGACAGAGGCCCUCAAGGUCCUCUUGGCCCCGCUGGCCUAAAAGGACCAAAAGGAGAUAAAGGAGAGCCUGGACCACCAGGACCUGCAGGUGAGAAGGGCCCACCUGGGCCAGCCGGGCCACCAGGAGAAAAAGGUGGGAAAGGCUCAAGAGGAUCGCCUGGCUCCAAAGGGCAGAGAGGCUCUCCGGGAAAGACAGGUCUGCCUGGACCGAAUGGAGACCCAGGGCCACCAGGGCCACCAGGCAAGGAUGGGCCACCAGGGCCGCAAGGUCCGCCUGGAUUUCAAGGCCUGCAAGGAACUGUGGGAAGCCCAGGGUUACCAGGACCACGAGGAAUAACCGGACUCCCUGGAGUCCCUGGGCUGCCUGGCCCAAAGGGCCCCCCUGGCCCACCAGGGCCGCCAGGUCCAGGGAUGCCAAUGGCACUGCAGAGGGAACCUACGCCCGUACCCGAGGCUAACGGUUGUUCUCCCCAUUGGAAGAACUAUACGGAAAAGUGCUACUACUUUUCAGUUGAAAGAGAAAUUUUUGAAGAGGCAAAGUUAUUCUGUGAAGAGAAAGCAUCGCGCUUGGUUAUCAUCAACAACAAAGAGGAGCAGCAAUGGAUAAAAAGACAGAUUAUUGGGAAAGGCAGCUUCUGGAUUGGACUAACAGAUUCAGAGAAGGAAAAUGAAUGGAGAUGGUUGGAUGGAUCCUUACCAGUUUACGCAAACUGGAAAACUGGGCAGCCUGAUAACUGGAAUCACGGGCAUGGACCAGGGGAAGAUUGUGCUGGGUUGAUCUAUGCUGGGCUCUGGAAUGACUUCUACUGUGAAGAUGUUAACAAUUUCAUUUGUGAAAAAGACAUGGACAAAGGGCAACUUCUUGGAGUGUAAUAGGCUGUAACUUUACAGAUACCUUCAUAUUAAGGAAAUUUAUGUCAAGAAGAAGAAAAUCCUGGGAAAGGGCAACACUGACUUCCAAAAUUGAAAAAAAAA